This is a messenger RNA of Archocentrus centrarchus (flier cichlid), 1686 nucleotides long. It is a transcript of the gene cbx3a, whose product is annotated as chromobox homolog 3a (HP1 gamma homolog, Drosophila). Bases 145 to 669 code for a protein of 174 amino acids. The transcript is spliced from 5 exons. NCBI's taxonomy places the organism in Eukaryota, Metazoa, Chordata, Actinopteri, Cichliformes, Cichlidae. Gene Ontology annotation, cellular component: nucleus. The record is from RefSeq and is a predicted model, not a curated record.
UAGACAGCGCACAAGUAUGCGCACAAGUACCUUUUGGCGCCUGUCCUACUGAGCCACAGUGCUACAGAUAAGACAUAAAGAAUCAACUGACCGCGUGGAAAAGGAGCCCUACUGAAGCGAUUCCUGUUGUUUUAGGAGCACAAAAUGGGCAAGAAACAGAACACCAAGAGUAGGAAGGAUACACAGGAGACGCAGGAGGAGCCUGAAGAAUUCGUUGUGGAGAAAGUGCUGGACCAGCGUGUUGUGAAUGGGAAAGUGGAGUUCUACCUGAAGUGGAAAGGAUUUACAGACGCUGACAAUACUUGGGAGCCAGAGGAGAACCUGGAUUGCCCUGAGCUGAUUUCAGCGUUUUUGGAGUCUCAGAAGAAUGUUAAGGAGAAACCUGCUCCUGUUAAGAGGAAGGCCUCCACAGAAGAGCCAGAGACAGAAUCUAAGAAGAAAGAUGUGGCUGAGAAACCACGCGGUUUCGCUAGGAACCUUGAACCAGAACGAAUCAUAGGUGCAACAGACAGCAGUGGGGAGUUGAUGUUCUUGAUGAAAUGGAAAGACUCAGAUGAGGCAGAUUUGGUCCCAGCCCGUGAGGCCAACACUCGCUGCCCUCAGGUGGUCAUAUCCUUUUAUGAGGAGAGACUGACAUGGCAUUCCUGUCCAGAGGAUGAAGCACAGUAGUUCUUUUUUGCAGACCCCUGCAUCACCUUAACCUUUUCCUCAGGACUGGGUUUUCUCCUGACUUGCCUUCUAGGUUUAGCAAAGUUAGUCUUUUUUAUUUUAUUUUUUUUUCUCCUUGUUUUGAAUGUUUCAACACUUGCAUGGCAGUCAUGGAGAACUCUGUUGUACAUAUAAGCUUAGCCGAUCGUGAGAGCACGUGAUGGCAUUAUGAUUUAAAAGGAAAGAAACCUUCUAUCGUUAUGAUGGAGUGAUCUCUUUAGCCCCUUUUCAGACAGAAGAUGUGCAACAGUGCUGGCUUCAGCAGUCUGUUCAGUAACAGCGACCUAUUAUUCAGACAUGGAUCACUCUUAUUUUCCUAAUGGCUUAAUUUAGACAUAUCCAAGAUAGUGAAGAACAGCCCUGUAGUAUGCACAAUUUAGCCAUACAUUCAAAAGACUUGUGCAUGUGAGGGUGAGGUGUAACUGCAGUUUUGAUUUUUUUUUUUUUGUUUUGUUUUUUUUUUUUUUAUUAACAGUGUAGGCUCUGCUUCUGUGUGUUGCUGAUAGAGCUGUGCACUGCUCCUGCCACACAGGUCUAGAGACACUUCCCUUCUGGAUUGUGAAUAGUAAAAAUCCACCGGGAAUGUUGUUGUAAUUAAAGUUGAGGUUAAAUGUCAAUUUAUACAUAAUAUUGCAGUUUAGGGCAUUAACUAGUUAGCUUUGCAACUCAAGAGAUGCACAAAAAAGGAAGUUAAUGUUACUUGAUUUUGAUGAGGUGAUCAUUUAGACAUGAAGCUAACAUGUUCAGAUGCAGCCUGGAAAUGAGUGCACAGCUGAAAAAGGACUAUUGAUAGAACCCACUACCACAUUCAUCUGUUUAAAAUUUUUUUUAAGUUCCAAAUGGCUUUACUCACUCUGCCACCUUUGUGCUCGUGUUUUCUUUUUCUCCAGUAGUGGUAAUGUUUUGUUCCAUAAAUACUUUUUGUAUACUGUCUUUAAAUAUUGUUUGUUGUUCUAAUAAACGUUUUAUUAUGCCAGA